This is a messenger RNA of Neospora caninum, 2481 nucleotides long. RefSeq lists its product as hypothetical. Gene Ontology annotation, molecular function: metal ion binding. Lineage: Eukaryota; Apicomplexa; Conoidasida; Eucoccidiorida; Sarcocystidae. The coding region runs from base 1 to 2481 and encodes 826 amino acids. The transcript has 7 exons. The record is from RefSeq and is a predicted model, not a curated record.
AUGUCGGUGGCGUCAUCCGGUCUCACCCACUCGUGGGUACCGUGCCCGCGGGGUCCGGCUUCGCACUUGGAGGGGCGGAGCGCGUCGUCCCUUCAAAAUUCCCGCUGUGCAGAAGACGCACUCGCAGUGCUCGGACUGGACGCGUCGGCAGACCUGAGGCCGCCGCCCCACCCCGGAUCUUCUGCAGGAGUCGCGGCUUCCCCCAACGGCGCCUCCCACGCUGCUCCUCCCCCCUCGUUUCCCGCGAGUUCCCCCGUGCAUUCUCUCCGCGGUGCACCUUUCCGCAGUCUCAAGAGACACAGCGCUACCGACUCCCUCGCUGGGGCAGUGCCGGCCGUGGCAGACCGGGCUGGGGGCCUCCCCGGCGCGUCGCCUGGUGCAAAUAUGCUUUUUUGGGGGAGCGGGGAAUCCGAGGACGAGUCCUCUCGCUUCCCGAGUGAUCUGGGCACCGGAAAGACUGCGUUGUUCCCGAUGCUAUCGCAAGUCCAGCUUAGUGGUUCCGACGGCGCGGCCAAUGCGCUUGACACCAGUGCCGAAUGGAAUCUGUUGCUGCGUGCGGAGCUCCAGAGUGCAAUGGACAACGAAGCGAGAGUCCAUUUGCGGGCAAUGAGGGAAGACCAGAAAGCGGCGCUGCGAAACUUGCUGACUCUCAGGCAGCAUACAUUGCAGGCACAGCUGGAACGGAUCGAGAAGCUGUUGGCGACUCUCUACCGAGAUUGUGACGCCAUAUUCAGUGUCUCGGACGUGCUGGCUCUCAUUCCCGACGUCGCACCGCUCGUCCCGGCAUACCCUGCCCGUUCACCAUCAGCCGGCGGGUCCUCUGCUUACGGGACCGCUCGCUGCGUCUCCCCUCACCACCCUCCGGGCACCGCCAGUCACGUCGACCCUCUGCGUUCCCCCAGUCCCUCGAAGUCGCCUGCUCCACAGAUGACGAUCGGCAUUCUUGGGUUGUCGACUCUCCGUGGCCCGGCCAGCGGGGGAACUUCAGGCACCGUGGGAACCGAGAGUCUCUUUUCUUUGAUUUGCGACGACGCUGGCCGCGCGGGCUCGACCACGGCGACGCUCGCAGACGCCCUCCGGGAAGGGCACUCUGUAGCUUCGGGGGCCAGUUCGGGAGCGCCGGCUUUGCCUACGGGCGCUUCCGAGACUCCUUUGUUUCAAACCCCCGCCUCUGCUGCUGCUCAGCAGCUGGCCGCAGAUGUAGUUGCGUCCGACGCUCUCGCGUCUCUGGUGUUGAAGACACGAAGUCGACUUUCUGCACUGGAGCUGAGAGACAGGAGAGUACGUUUUGACGAGGAGCACAGAGAGCCCAUGUUCCAGCGCCACAACACUCGGUCGGCGUCUCUUGGAGCGUCGCGCGUGUUUGGUGGGCAAGAUUUCCUCAUGUCGUCAGUGGGCACAGCGUUGGCGGCCGCAGCUGCGGCAGCUGAGGCUGCAGAUGCACAGAACGAGGAGGAGUUUCUGAUCGAACAAGGGGCUUGCCAGCUGGGAACUAGCGAGAGGGCAGGCAAUUCCGAUGGUGCGGCUGGAGUCGUCGCCCCGUCGCCCGGAUCUCCCGUCUCCUUGCAGAACGGACUGCCCAGCCCUUCAGUGGGCAGCGCAUUGAGGAAUGCUUCGAGUGGCGGCGAUGGGACAUCACGAAGCAGUGGAGGCGCUUGGGAAGCACUCAAUGGAUCCAUGACUACGCAGGCUGGGGAAACGUCUGGAGGCAAUGUUGCGUAUGCAAGACCCCAGAGACGAACCGUGACUCUCCCAGGGAGCACGAAGUAUUUGCAACUCCAGUCGAUGGACGUACAGUGCCUGCUGCACCUUCAAGGCCGGUGCAAACCCUGCGCCUUCUACUACAACCGAAAGGGCUGCCGAAACGGAGUCAACUGCGAAUUCUGCCACCACGAGGUUCACUCGAAACUUACUUUAAAGCAGUGGAAGAAACAGCAACACAAGCUUAGCAAACAGGGUCGCGUGGGGCUUGGAACCGGAGAGGACGACCUUGUGGCCGUUGCCGCUGCUGCCGCUGCAUCUCGCCCGGGGGGGCUGAGGGCCAGUAUCGGCACGGCAGCAGAGCUCAUUGGCGCAUCGCCGCUGAGUACUGUAAACACCGGGACCUUGUGUCCGGGAUCUGUUGGCGGGUCAGGUUCGUGCGAAGCACCAGGAGUUUUGGAGGAUGCGGUGAUGCGCACCUUGUUCGGCAACGGAGACAUCUCUCGGAACCUGCCGGCCUUCUCCUUGGUCGGCGAGAACGGCUCGGCGACGACUGGAAGAGACGCAGUGAUUGCUGGCCUGGAGCUGUCCGACGAAGGCACAUCUGGUCCUCCACCUGGCCCAGCAUCGCGUCUGAGAGCCGCCCUAGCCUCAGCUGAAAGCGCCCGCGCAGCUGCUGCGGCGGCCGUAAACGAUGGGGACUACCAAUGCUCAUCGGAUGGGGGAAGUGAGGUACCCGGCAGCUGGGGCCAGCAAAAGGUUCCAGGUAGCCAGCAGUGA